AAGUAGCAGAUUAUAAUUAUUAUUAAAUAUAAAAAAUAUUUUCUUAUAUUGCGCAAUUAUAAUGUGACAUGUACUUAAGAUUUCUGACAUCACAAACUCGUUUUCAAUAAUUCCAAAUAAAAAACUAUUUGGCAAACAUCGAACAACUAUUUAUCAACGUAAUAUUGAUACAUUGAAUUCUUAACACAAGAUGCCGAAUGAUGAACCUGUUGUUAGGUACACAAUCAAAAACGAAUUUUUAAAUAAUAAAGAAGGGAAGGAGCCACCAUUAGCCGAAUAUGAAGAUUUUAGCGACGUUUUAGAUUAUGAUGAAGUAGAUGGAGAACUUACGCCACUUACAAAUGGAGUUGAGGAAGGAAUUUUAGUGGCACGGAAAGGGCCAAAUAGAAAAAUAGUUCCGUCAGGUUUCUUCCCACAAUGGCCAACUUUCUACUCAGAUGUUAAUCUCAAAGAUGAAAAUGUGCCAAAUUUAAAUCUUUACCAGCAAAAGAAAUCAAUGGCACAAGGAAUGCUUGAUUUAGCGCUUUUGUCAGCAAAUGCCAAUCAGCUACGUUACAUUUUAGAUUCAAACGAACGAAAUCAUUACUUUUAUGUCAGUUUGUCUUUGAUAAGUAUGAGUUUGCUAAGAAAAAUAAAAAUGGAAGGAGAAUCUUCGAAUUUGCCCGAGACAAUCGCGAAAAACUCUCAGCAGGAGGAUUCUGGAAGAAAGAAAAGUGGCAACAUAAACUUAGAACCUUUACUUAGCGAGUCUUCAGAAGCUAAUCCAGCAGUUAUCGAUGUUUCCGGAGAUAGCGAAGUUGUGAAAAAUGAAGCAGGAAAAAAAUCAUCUGAAUUCUCUUCAAAAAACGCACCAGACAUUAACAUGUAUCAAAAUAAAAAGACAAUUGGCACUGGAAUGAUGGACUUUGCGUUGUUGGUCACGAAUGUUAACCAACUUAAGCAUAUCAUUUCAAUGAUAUCAUCAGGAAGUCCGAGUUUUUACGUGACCUUAACGAUGGUGAUAAUCAGUAUUCUUCUACAAUUAGUUUUGGGAAUCAUGUUGGCACUCAACAGUCGCUACGACAUCAUGGAUGGUGAUGACGUUCGGAAGGCUGAUAAAAUCAAUGAUCGUAUUACUGUUUUAACUUUCAUUAUCACAGCUGUCAAUGUUGCUAUUCCAGGGUUUGGACUUCCAAAUUAAAUUUUUUUUAAUCUUUAAACAUGAGUCAAACAUUCCAACAAUUCUUCUUUAUACAAAUAUCUACUAGAAGUUUUUAUCGAUUAAGCAUCUCCCACUUAAAAUACUUUACAUUUUAAUUCUCAAUUUGAUGCUCAUUUGAGAGUUGUUUUGUUUGAGUUCGCGUGUUUGAGUUUCUUGAGUCUCUCGUUGACUUAUUUUUUAUGUUUCUAACUUGUUUAUAUUUCAAGGUUUUACUUAUUCAGUCUCUCUAUGUCCGCGAAAACAUUCUCACUUCUGUAAUAUAUUUUUAUGAAAAUAUUCCGGCAAUAAGUUUCAAUCAUAAAUAUUUUGGAAAAGUGAAGAUAGAAAUUAAAAGUAUUUGAAAUUUUCAUCAAUGUAAAAGUUUAGUUUAGACAAUUCAAUAAACAAUUCCAACAUCUGUUUUUAACUUGUCUUUGAAUGACUAAAAAUCUGUUCCAAAUAAAGUUUCAGUGAACGAAUAUUGAUUUCUUUUACUCCUUUGUGUUUACAAAAUGUUUUUUUCAUGACGUCAUGCAAAGAGAAUGACUUCAAAGUUCAGCAGAAAAAGAGAAACUUGAGUUUCAGACACAAAAAUAAACAAGUAUCAGAUCAUUUUGUCAGAUUUUCUCCCGAAUAAGAUCGGUGAAUUUUCAAUUCUUGUUGUGGUACUUAUUGCGUUUAUUACACUGCGUUCAAGGUUGAUGAACUGAAGCAGAAAGAAAUUUACUCAUCAACUUCCUAUUGACUUCAAACUUGUUUAGUUAGCGAUUUUAUAACAAUGGAGAAAGACGGUCACGUUACAAUUAAUAUGAAGAAGGAGUCAAAUAAAUCAUCUGAUAGAAACAAUCAGAAUAGACCUAGAAAUAGAAGACGAUCUCCUUCACCUAAAAGUCGAUCUCCGUCGAGAAAUCGAACGACGCGCGAUAUUGAUGCAGCAAGUCGUGAUGCGAUUCCAUUAAUACCUGAAGCUGCUCUGCCACGACAAAAACCACCUAAAGCUGGUCCGGAAAUAGAUGAUGAUGAGAAUGACAGAGAAAAUGUUUUGCCAACUCAUGGCAUAGAUGACGGAUUCUUUGACGAAGGAAAUGUCUCUGAAGGAAGAAAAGAAAAAAAUCCUUUGCCAGAAACACCGAAAACAAAUGGUGAAAAGCCUCAUCGAGGAUCUAUCCCAGGAGUGUUUCCACAUGCGCCACCUGAUUAUGGCGGACCUGGAGUUGUGACAUUACCUUCUGACCAACCUCGAGUCAUUCCUGAUAUUAACGUCUACCAACAUAAAAAAACCUUAGCUCAAGGCAUGAUGGAUCUGGCACUUUUAUCAGCAAAUGCAAAUCAACUGAGAUACGUUCUUGAAUCUUAUGAUCGACAUCCGUAUUACUACUUCAGUGUCACUUUUAUAGUUACGAGUCUCAUUUUCCAAGUUCUUGUAGGAAUCGGCCUCGUCCUCAACUCCAGAUAUAAUGUGAAGGAUAAAGAAGAUAUUUGUAAGGCUGAUCGAAUUAACAAUCUCAUCACAAUCGCCAUUCUUCUCAUUACUAUAAUUAACGUUUUUAUAUCAGCUUUUGGUGUAGCCGAAGUCAGAGCUGCUAAAUAAGAAUUGUGUAGUGCUCAUUUUUGAAAAAUGUUGUAAAUCUUAAGAAGUUUGUUUGUCUACCAAGUGAUAACAGUCUUAAGAACCUUUCCCACUUCUCUGACUAGUUUUGUAGUUAUUCAGAAAGAGAUAACAAAAUCUUAAAGUACAUAACGAUUGCAGAUAAACAUUCAAAAUUAUUUAAAAAAUAUCUCAUUGCUUGCUUCAAAUUUAAGUCAUUCAUGUUUAGAAGUUUCUUGUGACUAGACGAUUACAAUAUUCAGUGAAAUGAAAAUAAUUAAGCCAACUUUAAAUUCAAGGAGAAGAAGAUUAGUGAAUAAACUCUCAAUCAGAAGAAUGCGAGUGGUGAUUUGUAAUGACAGCGGCUCUUCGUCUAGUGAUGAUGACAUUCGACCAUUUCUUCCUGAUACAACUUCUGGUGAACUUUCACCAAUCGAAGAAUCUCAUUUGGAAAAUGUUAUUGAAAGUGACUCAAGCUGCAGUUCAUCAUCAAGUGAAUAUUUAAGUUCAUUUGUGAAUGGAACUUUGUCAGAUAUUUCAAACUUAUCUGACAAUGACCGAAGAUAUCGUUAUCAAAGGUCCCCAACAGACAUUCGAUGUGAACACCCCAUACAUAAUUACUUAAAUGGUGGAGAUGCUCUAGAAAUUAUUGUAGGAGACGAUCCUUUAACUCAUACUCAGACGAUGCCUUUUUCCAACCAAUUUCCGAGUCAAGAGUUAGUAUGUCCAAUGCAGAAUAUCGGAACAUGUCAUCAUUUUAUGGAUAUUUCACAUGCAUUGAUGAAUUUUGCUCUUUUGGCUUUCAAUAUUAAAGAUUUAAUUCGAUUGUUGGCCUCAAAAGAAGAACGACAAUUCUUAUACCUGAGCUUAUCAUUCAUUAUCGUUGGAUUUAUCCUGCAAUUCAUUGUCAAAAUGCUAUUGGUGAUUAACUGCUGUUGUAAAUUGAAUCAGGAAACAAUUAACCGAAAACAUUGCUUGUCAUUCUUCAUAAGUUUUGGAAUUUUACUUGGAUUUUUAUGUUAUGAAGCAAUCUCAAUAAUUGAUCAUUUCGAAGAGAAUGUCUGAAGAUUAUUCAUCAAAUAUUUUAUUUUAUCAUACUCAACACACUGACAGAGAUUUUAUUUAGAUAUUUUUUAAUUUCUUAAAAACUUCUUUAAAUACAAGAAGAUUUACUUGAUAAGAAUUCAACGUUAAGAUAAGAAAAUAAAUCGAUAAAAAAAAAGAUUUUUAUCAAUCGUCAUUAUCAUUUGUUUGCUUUCCACAGUUAAGGUUUAGCUUUGAAAUUGUCAUUACCUAAGUUACUCAAUUGAGAAAGAAUGCAGUCAAGAAUGUUUUAUCCUACAAGUGAAAAAAUAGCUAAAUCUUUAAAAAUUGAUAAAGACGAUAUGAAAAAAGUUUACUCGAGUCUGUAUUCGAGCUUAAGUUCAAAG
Molecule: messenger RNA, 4198 nt
Organism: Clunio marinus
Lineage: Eukaryota; Metazoa; Arthropoda; Insecta; Diptera; Chironomidae
Source: the annotation of a GenBank genome assembly